This is a messenger RNA of Parnassius apollo (apollo), 495 nucleotides long. Lineage: Eukaryota; Metazoa; Arthropoda; Insecta; Lepidoptera; Papilionidae. The record is from the annotation of a GenBank genome assembly.
AUGUUUAAUGUUACUUCUUCAAUAGUCUGUGAACUACGAUGUACGUCACAAAUAGUCCACGAACUGUUGAAGAAGGAUUGUUUGUAUGUCAAGGUAGCAGUGGUUGUCUUAACGGUUGCUACUUGCGCAUAUGGACGACUAUAUAUGUAUCUCCAUCCAGUAGACUUUCAAGUCGAGCAAGCGCAGAGCCUAGUUGACUCGCAACAUAGCAUCGAUCAACAUCAUAUAUCUGAAGAUGAACACGUCGAUUACUACGCGUAUCCGAAGUAUUCAUUUAAUUAUGGUGUGAAUGAUUUUCACACCGGUGACAUCAAGACACAUCAUGAAACCCGCGACGGCGACGUUGUAAAAGGUCAAUACACUGUGGUGGAACCGGACGGCUCAAUUAGGACUGUGGAUUACACUGCUGACAAGCACAACGGUUUCAAUGCAGUGGUUCACAAAACUGCUCCUAUAACACCUCAAGAAGCUCACAUUAAAUUUUCUGAACAUUAG